AUGAACUUAAAUAUGGCCGUUACCCGGGUGAGGAGUGGGUCCACGGCGUCAACAACAUCCUCCAUCUCUGUCGACUCCCCCGGUCCAUCAUCUUCUUCUGCUUCCUCGUCAUCCCUCGACCUGCCUGAUUCCGAAAAGUCAUCCCGCCCCCUCCAUUACCCCUUGGCAAGUCCGUCAGAUGAGACUGUUCGCGUCUCCCCCUCUCCGGAAUUCGUUCUUGCAUUACAUGACUUUCACCCUCAGCACCAGAAUGCAACUUGUUUGUCAUUUCGAGCUGGUCAGGUUAUUCAUGUCCUAAAUCGGGAUUCGAGUGGAUGGUGGGAUGGUGAGAUUAACGGUCAAAGAGGAUGGUUCCCCUCCAAUUACGUCAGUGCUGAUGAAAGAGUAAUUUCACUGGCGGAGGAAGUCCUUCCUCAAUCACCUGGAUCCCGCCAUGGACAUACUAUGUCCGCCGUAUCCGCGGCUUCUUGGGCUAGCGCUCCCUCACGUGGUUCGCGAAAGGACCACAGACCGUUGGUCACUGAAGCUCUUGGAUCUGACAUAACAUCAUACUGCCCUCCUAUCAUGGUCAAUCUUUUGCACAGUUUAGCCCUCCUCCAGAGUGCAGUUCGUUCCAACCGCAUCGCCCAUUUUCAGCCUUCCACUGCCUGUAUCAUAUCCUGUGUGCGGUUCAUCUUGUCAUCGACAGAGUGUUUGCCUAGGGAGGCACCUUUAUUAAAGCGCUUCCCCACCCUCGCGCAGGAACGGAAACAGAUUUUGUCCGUUCUGGCAUCCCUGGUGUCACAAGCUAAAAAGGCAUCGGAUGAGACGCAGGAUGAAGAUUUACGGGAGACGGAAAUUGAAGGAAUGUUGAAAUUAGGUGGCCAGGUCUUUUCACAAGUUCGGCGUUUUCUUGCUGUCGCUGUACAAUGUGGCAUCGACUUACCGGAAAGGCGUCAGCCUAAGGAUCAAUAUCUCGUCUUCGAGCGUGUCGCUGGCAAACACAAAGCCGACAUGCCAUCCAUCAGCAGUAUUUCGUCAUUCUCGUCGGUUUCGUCUGGGGAAUCGCCGAAACCACCGGUAAUGCCCCCUUUCCCAUCAGGACCCUCGACAUCUUCGAAGGUGAUGGAGGCUCUGAAGUUUACCCAUGACCAGUAUCUUUCCACUAUCGCCGCCUUCAUCGGUCAUGCACACUCUCAUUCACGAUCAUCACACGCUUCUAGCACAGGUCAGAUGUAUGAUCUCGUGCGAGAAGUGGUAGAGAUGGUGUGCAAGUUGCUCACUAUCGUCGAAGCUGUUAUGCGGCAUCCCGAGAUUCCACUCCACAAGAUUGGGAACUUAAAGUCCGCAAAAGAGAGACUCUACACUGUCACUAGCUCCCUUGCCGAAUCCGUGCGAUUACUCACGGUGCCCCUUCCUCCUGACCUCACAGAGGAAUCCGAAAAGGCAUCCUUAAUACGAUCCGCUACAGCAGCAUGUAAAGCGGGUGCUGAUUGCGUUUCGGCUGUCAAAAUCUGCUUGAAUAGGGCUUCAGGAGAGAGGCAAUUUAUUAUCCAAAUACCUACAACCUCCGAUUCAGACCCUGCGCCGUUCACUCCAAGCAAAUUUUCUCGCAGGACUGGUCAAACCCCGGCCCUCAGCUUGCCUACGCAUCAAAGCUUGUAUCACAAUGGCAUCGACGAAGAUGAUCUCACCGUACAGGUUCUGACACCGCCUUCUCCUACCCCCAAUGCUACUAGCGUCCGAGAUAGAUCUUCAGACACGUCCAAUGUCACGGCAACCUCUUGUCCAUCAGACGGUUCGCGUGACACUCAACCAACAACGCCAGAAGGCGGCAUAUUAUCUAUGAGCGAUCACGAGUUGAUGAAGUCAAUGGAACCUGUAUCAUCGCCUUCACCAGCAGUUGAUGAUGGACGUGCGGACGAACGGCAGGAUUGCCAGACUAUGGACACAUUCGAGGAGCGGUUGAUAAAUGACGAGCCUGUCACACUACAAGUCAAGCGUGAUCCCCUUGGUCAUGAUUCCUCUACAAGCGAUGUCGUCCUUAACAAUGAGGGUCACCUGGUGGCAGCGACAAUGGAGGCGCUGUUCGAGAGAAUGACACCCCAUGACAGUAUCGUAGAUCCCGCGUUCUCAGCGGUCUUCUUUCUCACUUUCCGCCUUUUCUCCACUCCGCUUGCACUUGUGGAAGCACUCAUCAAUCGUUACAAUAUCAUGCCUCCGUCCAAUCUCUCAGAAGACGAAAUGUCGAUUUGGCAGCAGCACAAGGGCAUCCCUAUCCGCUUGCGCGUAUCCAAUUUUGUGAAGACGUGGUUGGAGAUGUACUGGCGGUCUGAGAUCGACGACAUCGCUCUCUCGCACCUUUCAUCGUUCACGAAAGAUGCGCUCCUACAUUACUUCCCUGCGCCCUCCCACCGGAUUCUCGAUUUGAUUUCCAUGCGGCAAGACUCCAACACCAGUCUUGUGAGCCCCAAGAGUGAACGUGUUCGCGACCCUGGCAUGUCAAUCAAUCCUCCGUCAUAUACACUAUCCGAGGUUCCACGACCAACAAUGACGAAGGCAUUACUGGCCACGCUUCGUGGAAAGAAUUUCGACACGGUCGCCAUCACUGAUUUUGAUGCUCUAGAGUUGGCAAGACAGUUGACAAUCAUGGAAUGCGACUUGUACUGCGCGAUCCAACCAGAGGAGGUUCUUGAGACGGGACAGGAGGGUACAAAACCGCCUAUCAAUGUCAGAGCUGUUUCCUCCCUAAGCACAGUCAUCACGGGAUGGGUUGCUGAGAACAUUUUGGACGAGCAUGAUAUCAAGAAGCGGACGUUACUCGUGAAAUUCUUCAUUAAGGUUGCCGAUCGAUGUACUUCAUUGCACAACUUCAGUACUCCUCGGUCCAUCCUAGCGGCCCUCGACUCUUCCACGAUAUCUCGGCUUCAUCAGACUUGGCUAGGUGUUCCACAUAAAAGUAAAAUGCAGUUAGAGUCUUUGCGUCGACUGGCAGACCACGGGCGGAACUACCACCAAUACCGAAGCAGGCUUCGCAACAUCGCACCUCCAGCAGUCCCAUUCUUAGGUCUUUACUUGACUGAUGUGACUUUCUGUCGCGAGGGAAACCCGUCAUAUCGCGAGUCUCCCAGUGCGCCAGGGAAGAAACUUCUUAAUUUUAACAAGUACCACAAGCUGGCUCGGAUUGUUCAAGACAUGCAACGAUUUCAGGUGUCAUAUAAUCUUAAGAAAAUUCCCGAAGUGCAGGAAUACCUGCAGAUGGCAUUUGAGAAAUCCAAGCAUCACGGCGACCUUCAGGAUCUCUAUAGACGAAGCCUGCUUGUUGAGCCGAAGCAGCCUGCCGACACGCCUCCUCCUAGUGAUAUGCGGCAAUUGUUCAACUGGGCAACACGUUCACAGGCACAGCCACCCACAUCUACCUAG
Messenger RNA from Suillus fuscotomentosus, 3402 nucleotides. RefSeq names its product ras guanine nucleotide exchange factor domain-containing protein. Gene Ontology annotation, molecular function: protein binding; guanyl-nucleotide exchange factor activity. The transcript is spliced from 8 exons. The record is from RefSeq and is a predicted model, not a curated record. Gene Ontology annotation, cellular component: plasma membrane. Lineage: Eukaryota; Fungi; Basidiomycota; Agaricomycetes; Boletales; Suillaceae. Bases 1 to 3402 code for a protein of 1133 amino acids. Gene Ontology annotation, biological process: positive regulation of GTPase activity; Ras protein signal transduction.